AUGGUCGCGGCUAAUGAUGUAUUGCUUGAUUCUUCGGUUACGAAGUACAACCCUUCAGAUUGCCAAAGGCCAAAAGUUUUAAACAAAAAUUUGGUGAAGGGAAACAUUCUUCUUUAUGGCUAUCCCUUUAAUUUUGUUGUUGGUACUGCAUCAAUCAAGAAAGUGUUAGAAACAGCCAAGAGCCUUGGUGUAAUUGGUUUUGUUCUUGCAGUAGAAAAUGUUUCUCCAGGAACGAAAUUCGAUCCUGUUCCUGUUGGAAAUCCUGAGAUUCUAAUAACAAAUGUUAGCAAGUCACUGGAGCUUAUAGACUACUACAACAUCUCUACACCAAGAGAUUGGACUGGACGAGUAAGGAGCUUCAAGGCCACAGGCAACAUCGGGGAUGCAACACCUUUCGAUUAUGGUAGUGGCCAUGUCAAUUCCAGAGCUGCUCUAGAUCCUGGACUCGUCUUUGAUGCAGGGUUGUAUGAUUGUGUUGUGUUUGAUCCUUUUUCUUUCUGUUUUAGAAUCAUGCCUCCAAAGAGACGUAGAGAAGCAGAUGAUGGUGAGGAACAGGAUGAGCUUGUUGAUUGGGAUCUUUUGAUUAAGAAUUUGGUUGAGGCUAUGACAAACUUUGUGCGUGCAGUAGUUAUAGAAGCUCAGAGGUCGGUGACACAAUCAGGGAUGACAGGGAUUAGAGACGGAUCAGGAGAUGGAGACUUGUGGAAUCGGGUUAAAGAGGUGGAGAUGUUGUCCAAGAGUCAUGUACGAAAAAUGCUAAAGGGUGAUUCUCCUCAUUCUCCAGCUACUUUUGCUUCACCGCCGGAGACAUCCGGUAAGGUCAAAAAGGCUUGUUAUAAGUGUAAGCAGAUAAGUCAUUUGAGAGUAGAGUGCCCUUGGGAUCGGCCCAGUUCUGGAGUCUGUAUUGUGUGUGGCCAGUCUGAUCAUAGGAAGAAGGAUUGUCCCAAAAGAAGUGGAAUUCCAGUUGGCGGGGUAAAUUCAGGGCAAGAACUGAUUCAACCUUCAGUAUCACAGAUUGGUGUUCAGCUUGGAGAGUCACCAGAGGGACCUCCUGUGGACGAAGGAAGCAAAGAUAAAGCCUUAGAAAUGUUUAAACAUUACAAAAAUGAGGUUGAGAAUCAACUUGACAAGGUGUUAAGAAAUGAUAGAGUUCGUGAAUACGAAUCAUCAUUUGCUGAUAUUUAUUCAGAACAAGGAGUGAAUAAUAUUACUUGUAAAGUAAUAGUUUUUGAAGAAUAUUCUUCAAAACAAAUUACUUUACUACGAAGGUUGUUCUCUAGUUUUAAUCCCAAAUCAGUCAAACUUCUUUUUACUGGAUUCUAUUUUGUAGGUUAUGAGGAUUACUUGGGCUUCUUGUGCACAAUACCUGGAAUUGAUGCUCGUGAGAUCAAAAACCACACAUAUUCACCAUGCAACUACACUCUCGGCCACCCAUCAAAUCUUAACACCCCAUCAAUCGCAAUUUCCCAUCUUGUUGGUAGUCAAGUUGUUACACGCACUGUCACGAAUGUUGCGGAGGAAGAAACAUAUGUGAUAGCGGCAAGAAUGGCACCGGCGGUUGCCAUUGAAACCAACCCCCCAGCAAUGACUGUAAGACCUGGUGCUUCACGGAAGUUUACGGUGACUCUCACUGUCCGAUCACUCACAGGAAACUAUGCUUUUGGAGAGGUUUUGAUGAAAGGAAGCAGAAGGCACAAGGUCAGGAUCCCGGUGGUGGCUAUGGGUUACCAGCACUAGCUUGGAUUAAUAAUGGAAAUUAAGUCCUUAUGGGUUGUGAUAUUCUUUGUAAU
Messenger RNA from Cornus florida, 1790 nucleotides. RefSeq names its product subtilisin-like protease SBT2.5. The record is from RefSeq and is a predicted model, not a curated record. Gene Ontology annotation, biological process: proteolysis. Gene Ontology annotation, molecular function: nucleic acid binding; zinc ion binding; serine-type endopeptidase activity. NCBI's taxonomy places the organism in Eukaryota, Viridiplantae, Streptophyta, Magnoliopsida, Cornales, Cornaceae. The transcript has 7 exons. Bases 1 to 1737 code for a protein of 578 amino acids.